AUGGCCUCGCUGAAGAAAUACGACCCCGACGCCAUCCUGACAGACCCAGAUCUGGGAUGGUUUGCCUUCGUGGAAGUGGACCAGUGGCUAGACGAAAUUCCUGCAGAGGAAAGGACAGAAGAGGAGCUAGCUAAGGUCGACGAAGCGUUUAAUAUGGAUGAUGGAAAUGACAGCGACGCCGAGGAGGAUGACCCGUCGGAAUUGGGAGUCCUCCUCAUGAUAGCCAAGGGAUGCGAUGCUAGCAUAGGAGGCGCCUCUAUGGAAUGGAGCGAAGUACUCGCUGCCGCAUUAGCACUCGCUGUUCGAGUGGCAUUAAAGAAUACGUCUUCGACUGAGGAGAUUGAGGCAGACCCAAACGUUUAG
Molecule: messenger RNA, 363 nt
Organism: Fusarium falciforme
Lineage: Eukaryota; Fungi; Ascomycota; Sordariomycetes; Hypocreales; Nectriaceae
Product: SMI1-KNR4 domain-containing protein
Exons: 2
Coding region: 1-363 (120 amino acids)
Source: RefSeq, a predicted model, not a curated record